AUGAAAGCGCAGGUGGAUGUGCUCUGCUGUAAAUCAGUAGGAACUGAUCUGUCCAUGCUGGAUAUUGAGGAUUUCAUCACAGAAAUCUGUCAGCUGAAGAAAGAGGUGGCUUCACUGGAGCUGCUAAUAUGGACUGAUAGUUGUGUGAAUCAAUGUCUUAUUGUUAAUCAUACUCUCACUAGAUAUAUUACUGAUUGUGUUUGUCAGGAUGUGGAGCAGGUUUGGGUGCGUGAGACUGAUGGGACAGAAGCUCAGGAUUCAGUCUGGAGCGUCAGAGAUCAGAGAUCCAGAGACACACAGGACUCAGAGCUCAGCCUCACUUUACUCUGUUAUACUGACGCUCAGGAUCAUGAAUCCACUGAUCAAACCUCUGACUGUAACGCUGGAGAACAGCAGAUGCUGCAGACGCCGCUGAAGAUGUGCUCCGUCAAACUGGUGGACUGCAGGAACCUGAUCGAGAGCAGAGGAGAAGAAACCACCGCAGAGAAACAACAACAACAACACACUGAUGAGGAAGAGGAGGAGGAGAAUAAUGGGGAGGAUGAGAAUAAUGGGGAGGAUGAUGAUGAUUGUGCUGAGAAUAAUGGGGAGGAAGAUGAUGAUGAUGAAGAUUUCAUUCCUCCAGAUGAUAAAGUCUGUACAUCUUCUGAUGAAGAGACAGACUUAACAUCAAAAGAGCAGCUGACGGUCAAGAUUUUCUCCUGCAGCACCUGUGGAAAAACACUGAGUUCAGAGGGCCAUUUAAAGAGACACGAGAGAAAACACACAGAACAGAAAAGCUUUAGAUGUAGGAGAUGCAACAUCAGCUUUCCUACCGCAGAAGAGAAGAGACUUCAUUCAAAAGAGCACAACGGGAAGAAGGAGUUUCACUGUGAACAGUGCGGCAAGGUUUUUUUCAUUCGUUCUAUUCUAAAAGUUCACUUGAACAGUCACGGUGAAAAGUCUUUCCACUGCAGCGAAUGUGACAAGUAUUUCAGCACCAAAGGAAAUCUUGAUAUUCAUAAGCGAAUCCACACGGGAGAAAGACCUUACAACUGUCCACACUGCGAGAGAAGAUUCAAUCACGGACCACAUCUUAAGAGACAUGUCCGUGUUCACACCAAUGAGAGACCGUAUCAGUGCAGUGAAUGUGGGAAAACCUUCACAGACUCAGGCUCUCUAAAGUCACACCAGAAAAUCCAUUCUGAUGAGAAACUGCUUCAGUGCAAACACUGCGACAAACAAUUCCGUCAUAUUAAUAGUUUGAACAUUCACGAGAGGACACACACUGGAGAGAAACCAUAUCUGUGCUCCUACUGCGGGAAGAGCUUUUCAAAUCCGUCUCAUUUUAUAUUUCAUAAGCGAGUCCACACCGGAGAAAAACCAUAUCACUGCAGCAUCUGUGGGAAGAGUUUCGGUAAACAUGGCACAUUUCGAAACCACAAAAGGACUCAUACUGGAGAAAGACCGUUUAAAUGCUCACAGUGUGAAAAGACGUUUGCUCGAUUAGACGUCCUUAAGGUCCAUCAGCGAGUUCAUACAGGAGAGAAACCUUACUCCUGCUCCAUCUGCGGCGAGAGAUUCGCUUAUUUAGGUAGUUUUCAGACCCACCAGAACAAACACGCUAAAGAACAAACUGCUCCAGAAUCAUCAAUGUUGAUCAUGAAAGCGCAGGUGGAUGUGGUCUGCUGUAAAUCAGUAGGAACUGAUCUGUCCAUGCUGGAUAUUGAGGAUUUCAUCACAGAAAUCUGUCAGCUGAAGAAAGAGGUGGCUUCACUGGAGGCAAAGCUGAGAGAAAGAGGAGACAAACUGAACAGAGAGAAGGUGUACAUGAUGGGGGGCGGACACAACCGCCUCUGGAGCUCCUUUAAGCGCACACCGCCGCCUCGUGGGAAUCCUGAGCGGACACCGCCGCCUCGGGGGAAUCGUGAGUGGACAUCGCCGCCUCGGGGGCCUCGUGAGCGCACACCGCCGCCUCGUGGGAAUCCUGAGCGGACACCGCCGCCUCGGGGGAAUCUUGAUUGUGUUUGUCAGGAUGUGGAGCAGGUUUGGGUGCGUGAGACUGAUGGGACAGAAGCUCAGGAUUCAGUCUGGAGCGUCAGAGAUCAGAGAUCCAGAGACACACAGGACUCAGAGCUCAGCCUCACUUUACUCUGUUAUACUGACGCUCAGGAUCAUGAAUCCACUGAUCAAACCUCUGACUGUAACGCUGGAGAACAGCAGAUGCUGCAGACGCCGCUGAAGAUGUGCUCCGUCAAACUGGUGGACUGCAGGAACCUGAUCGAGAGCAGAGGAGAAGAAACCACCGCAGAGAAACAACAACAACACACUGAUGAGGAAGAGGAGGAGGAAAAUAAUGGGGAGGAUGAUGAAGAUUUCAUUCCUCCAGAUGAUAAAGGCUGUUCAUCUUCUGAUGGAGAGACAGACUUAACAUCAAAAGAGCAGCUGACGGUCAAGAGUUUCUCCUGCAGCACCUGUGGAAAAACACUGAGUUCAGAGGGCCAUUUAAAGAGACACGAGAGAAAACACACAGAACAGAAAAGCUUUAGAUGUAGGAGAUGCAACAUCAGCUUUCCUACAGCAGAAGAGAAGAGACUUCAUUCAAAAGAGCACAACGGGAAGAAGGAGUUUCACUGUGAACAGUGCGGGGAGAUUUUUUUCAUUCAUUCUAGUUUAAAACUUCACUUAAAGACUCACGGUGAAAAGUCUUUCCACUGCAGUGAAUGUGACAAGUAUUUCAGCACCAAAGGAAAUCUUGAUAUUCAUAAGCGAAUCCACACGGGAGAAAGACCAUACAAGUGUCCUCACUGCGAGAGAAGAUUCAAUCACGGACCACAUCUUAAGAGACAUGUCCGUGUUCACACCAAUGAGAGACCGUAUCAGUGCAGUGAAUGUGGGAAAGCCUUCACAGACUCAGGCUCUCUAAAGUCACACCAGAGAAUCCAUUCAGAUGAGAAACCGCUUCAGUGCAAACACUGCGACAAACAAUUCCGUCAUAUUAAUAGUUUGAACAUUCACGAGAGGACACACACUGGAGAGAAACCAUAUCUGUGCUCCUACUGCGGGAAGAGCUUUUCAAAUUCAUCUAGUUUUUUAUUUCAUAAGCGAGUCCACACCGGAGAAAAACCAUAUCACUGCAGCAUCUGUGGGAAGAGUUUCGGUAAACAUGGUACAUUUAGAAACCACAAGAGGAUUCAUACUGGAGAAAGACCGUUCAAAUGCUCACAGUGUGAAAAGAUGUUUGCUCGAUCAGACGUCCUUAAGGUCCAUCAGCGAGUUCAUACAGGAGAGAAACCUUACUCCUGCUCCAUCUGCGGCGAGAGAUUCGCUUAUUUAGGUAGUUUUCAGACCCAACAGAACAAACACGCUAAAGAACAAACUGCUCCAGAAUCAUCAGAGUGACUUUCAUCAGUCAAUCUGAGGAAAAACUUGUUUGGUCCAUCCUGAAAGUGUUCAUUGAGUUCUUACUGAGUGAACUUUUUUAAUGCUGUGGAUUGAUCCAAGUUCUGUAUAUAAUGUUACGUUUGACAGAGUAGAGCAAGGAUUUUAUCUUAAACCAGACAGAACUGUUAAAAUCAUCCAAAUAAAAUACUUCAAUAAUAUGA
Carassius gibelio (silver crucian carp) is the source of this 3584-nucleotide messenger RNA. RefSeq names its product zinc finger protein 845-like. The coding region runs from base 1 to 3381 and encodes 1126 amino acids. Gene Ontology annotation, molecular function: RNA polymerase II cis-regulatory region sequence-specific DNA binding; DNA-binding transcription activator activity, RNA polymerase II-specific. The transcript is spliced from 8 exons. Gene Ontology annotation, cellular component: nucleus. The record is from RefSeq and is a predicted model, not a curated record. Gene Ontology annotation, biological process: regulation of transcription by RNA polymerase II. NCBI's taxonomy places the organism in Eukaryota, Metazoa, Chordata, Actinopteri, Cypriniformes, Cyprinidae.